Molecule: messenger RNA, 1532 nt
Organism: Rubroshorea leprosula
Lineage: Eukaryota; Viridiplantae; Streptophyta; Magnoliopsida; Malvales; Dipterocarpaceae
Source: the annotation of a GenBank genome assembly
UCUCAGAGCUCAGACCUUUGACAGACCGAGAGGAACUCGGUUUCGUGCCGUGCUGCUAGGGUUACUAGGCCGAAUUGCGUUCGAGUUCGCCGUUUUGAACUCUGUUCCGGUUCGGAUCUGGUGAGGUGUUAAGGGAAAGUGGGGUUGUAUUAGCUUGUCACCAUGAAGGCACUAAUUCUUGUUGGAGGGUUUGGAACACGGUUGAGACCAUUGACACUCAGUGUGCCUAAGCCACUUGUUGAGUUUGGCAACAAACCCAUGAUCCUGCACCAGAUAGAGGCUCUUAAGGCUGUUGGAGUGAAUGAAGUGGUUUUGGCAAUUAACUAUCAACCCGAGGUAAUGUUGAACUUCCUGAAAGAAUUUGAGGCAAAACUUGGGAUCAAGAUCAUCUGCUCCCAAGAGACUGAACCACUUGGUACUGCUGGACCUCUUGCGUUGGCUAGGGACAAACUCAUUGACGGUUCUGGUGAGCCCUUUUUUGUGCUCAACAGUGAUGUUAUCAGUGAGUACCCAUUCCAAGAAAUGAUUGAAUUCCAUAAGGGCCAUGGAGGGGAGGCUUCCAUAAUGGUCACAAAGGUGGAUGAGCCAUCAAAAUAUGGUGUGGUUGUUAUGGAAGAGUCAACAGGACAAGUUGAGAAGUUUGUGGAAAAACCAAAAUUAUUUGUUGGUAACAAAAUCAACGCUGGAAUUUAUCUGUUGAAUCCAUCAGUUCUUGAUCACAUUGAACUGAGGCCCACCUCAAUUGAGAAAGAGGUCUUCCCUAAGAUUGCAGCAGAGAAAAAGCUCUAUGCGAUGGUUCUACCAGGGUUUUGGAUGGACAUUGGACAGCCAAGGGAUUACAUUACUGGCCUGAGACUUUAUCUAGAUUCCCUGAGAAAGAAAUCUUCAACUAAGUUAGCCACUGGUUCCCACAUUGUGGGUAAUGUUUUGGUCCAUGAGACUGCAAAAAUUGGAGAGGGGUGCCUGAUUGGACCAGAUGUUGCUAUUGGUCCAGGGUGUGUGGUUGAGUCUGGAGUUCGACUCUCCCGCUGCACAGUGAUGCGUGGUGUCCGGAUCAAGAAGCACGCAUGCAUAUCCAGCAGUAUUAUCGGAUGGCACUCCACUGUUGGACAAUGGGCUCGUGUAGAGAACAUGACUAUUCUUGGUGAAGAUGUCCAUGUAUGUGAUGAGAUAUACAGCAAUGGUGGUGUGGUUUUGCCUCACAAAGAGAUCAAGUCUAGCAUUUUGAAGCCAGAGAUAGUAAUGUGAUCGUUCUGUUCUCCGGUAGAAGAAUAUGACUUAAGUUAUUGAAUUCAGUUCAGGACUGUGUUUGUUCUUUUGCCUUCCAUUUUUCCCCCCUCCACUAGUGCAAAACUCAGUUUCUCCAAGUGUGAGUAUGUGAGUCCAACAGUUCACCUUUAAAGGGUCAGUUUCUGUUGUUUUCAUUGGUGUGAGAUUUGUAAUUUUAUUGUGUAAAAUAGAAAUAAACAAUGAGUUUGUUUCUUUGGGGUUCUGUAAUUUAUUUACAGAGAAUUUAUGGAAUGUAUAUUUUA